AUGGAGGUUGCUACGGGUAGAUUAUUAAAGAAAUGGCACGCUCAUUAUAGGGCAGUUACAUGCUUAGUUUUCUCCGAGGAUGAUUCACUCCUCAUUUCUGGGUCAGAGGAUGGAUGUGUUAGAGUUUGGUCGCUUUUCAUGAUCUUUGAUGAUAUUAGAAAACAGCAGGCGAGUCAUCUUUAUGAGUAUAGUUUUACUGAACAUACCCUGCGAGUAACGGAUAUUGUUAUGGGAUAUGGUGGAGGGAAUGCAAUUAUUGUGUCGGCUUCUGAGGACCGCACGUGUAAGGUAUGGAGCUUAUUCAAGGGAAGAUUAUUCAGAAAUAUUGUGUUUCCUUCCAUCAUUGGUGCAAUUGCUAUAGACCCUGGUGAACAUGUUUUCUAUGCUGGCGGCCGAGAUGGUAAAAUUUUUAUCACCGCACUUAAUGCUGAAAGUUCCCCAAGCAACAAUUAUGGAUUGCACAUUAUCGGUUUGCUGAUUGAUCAAAGUAAGCCUGUUACUUGCUUGGCAUAUAGUGCAGAAGGAAAUUUGCUACUAACAGGAUCAGAGGAUGGCAUGAUUCGAGUUUGGGAUGUGAAAACCAAAAACAUUGUUCGCAUGUUCCGACAUUCCAAAGGUACCCUUUAA
Molecule: messenger RNA, 627 nt
Organism: Hibiscus syriacus
Lineage: Eukaryota; Viridiplantae; Streptophyta; Magnoliopsida; Malvales; Malvaceae
Product: protein ROOT INITIATION DEFECTIVE 3-like
Exons: 6
Coding region: 1-627 (208 amino acids)
Biological process (GO): rRNA processing; DNA-templated DNA replication
Cellular component (GO): nuclear pre-replicative complex
Molecular function (GO): protein binding
Source: RefSeq, a predicted model, not a curated record